Rubroshorea leprosula is the source of this 1407-nucleotide messenger RNA. Lineage: Eukaryota; Viridiplantae; Streptophyta; Magnoliopsida; Malvales; Dipterocarpaceae. The record is from the annotation of a GenBank genome assembly.
AGUUCUGAUUGUUUCUUUUCAAAUCAGAAACCAUGACAAAGAACAAGACAAAGCUUACCAUUCAAAGCUUCCAUCAAAUGGCAAGCUUGGUAUCGGUUAAGCUAUCAAGUGCAAACUGCCUCCUUCGGAAAUCACAAGUUUAUCCAUUGAUCCGGAGUGCUCAACUCAUUGAUCAUCUUGAAGAAGAGGCUCCAGCGUUGACUAUCUCCAAGAAUGCGAAGGAAGAGUCUAAUCCAGAAUUUGAAAAUUGGCUGAACAAUGAUGGCCUUCUAACUAGCUGGUUGCUUGGUACCAUGAAUGAAGAAGCAUUGAGCAUGGUAGUUGGUUGUGAAUCAACUUUCCAGAUUUGGAGGUGUCUUGAGGAACAUUACUUGGCUUCCAAAAAGGAGCAAGAAUUACAUUUAAAAGGCCUACUAGCAGUGAAAAGAAGUGAUGGUGAAUCUCUUGAAGACUUUGAGAAAAAAUUUAAAAACACCCGUGAUCAAUUAGCUGCAAUCCGUAAACCUCUCGAUGAUUUGGAUAAGGUAUUUCAACUCUCUAGAGUUGUAGAAUCAAGGUACCAGCCUUAUAACCUUGCAGUCCUAUCAAAGGCUCCAUAUCCAACCUUCAAUCAGUACACAACAGGCUUACAGAAUAAUGAGAGGGACUUAUAAGCAGCAGAACAGGAGAACAAAGAUAAAACUCCAGUUUAUGCUCAAACAUUUAUGGCACACAAGGGGAAAGGAAAUGAAGGCAGAAGCUACAGUGGUAGAUACUUCAACUCUAGGGGCAGAGGUUUUGUUCAAGCUGGAAAUUACAAUUGGUUUGGUAACCAACGAACUGGAAAUUACAACUCAUUUGGUAACCACAAGAACUUCAUAGCCAAUAACAAUCCUUUAUCACAACAGAAUAUGCCACAAAAGUUUCAGCAACAAAAAAGGCUCAAUCAACAAGGAGAGAAGCCGUGUCAAAUUUGUGGAAUUGUAGGACAUACUGCUUUAAAAUGUUGGUACAGGUUUGAUCAUGCAUAUUAGAGUGAGGAACUACCUCAAGUCCUUGCAACCAUGACUCUAUUGGAGAAAAAAGAUCAAAAUACCUAUGUGGACACAGGUGCAACUGAUCGCAUGACCUCAGAUGCAGGACCAAGUAACACAGACGGUGUUGGCUAGAGGCACUAAAAAGGGGCAGCUUUAUGCAUUGGAAGAGGAACAAAAGCAUGUUUUAGUAGCUAUCUCAAAUAAAGCUACUGAUUCUAUAUGGCAUCAGAGGCUAGGACAUCUAAAUUCCAGCACUCUAAAAACUCUUGUUUCAAAAAAAGAGCAUCUCUAUUUCGAAUUGGACAAAACCUUCCUAUUUGUACACUAGUUGUCAAAUGGGGGAGAGUUGUAAGCUUCCUUUUCUAAAAAAUAAUGAAAGACCUAAAUCCUU